AUGGCAACUGCCAACCUUUCCCCCAAUUCUGACGCCAACUGCCCCUCCACAGUGUCACUCGAGAAGGUGCUCGGCAUCACGGCCCAGAACAGCAGCGGCUUAACCUGUGACCCUGGCACUGGCCAUGUGGCCUACCUGGCAGGCUGUGUGGUGGUGAUUUUGGACCCCAAGGAGAACAAGCAGCAGCAUAUCUUUAAUACUGCCAGGAAGUCUCUGAGCGCUUUGGCCUUCUCACCUGACGGCAAGUACAUAGUGACGGGGGAGAAUGGGCAUCGGCCCGCUGUGCGCAUCUGGGAUGUGGAUGAGAAGAGCCAGGUGGCGGAGAUGCUGGGCCACAAGUAUGGCGUCGCCUGUGUGUCCUUCUCGCCCAACAUGAAGCACAUCGUGUCCAUGGGCUACCAGCACGACAUGGUGCUCAAUGUCUGGGACUGGAAGAAGGACGUCGUGGUGGCCUCGAACAAGGUGUCUUGCAGGGUCAUCGGCCUGUCCUUCUCAGAGGACAGCAGCUACUUUGUCACUGUCGGGAACCGGCAUGUGAGGUUCUGGUUUUUGGAAGUCUCCACUGAAGCUAAGGUGACAGGAACGGUGCCCCUGGUCGGGCGCUCCGGGAUCCUGGGUGAGCUGCACAACAAUGUCUUCUGUGGCGUGGCCUGUGGCCAGGGCCGGAUGGCAGGCCACACUUUCUGUGUGUCCUACUCGGGCCUCCUCUGCCAGUUCAGCGAGAAGAGGGUGCUGGAGAAGUGGAUCAACCUGAAGGUCUCCCUGUCCUCGUGCCUCUGUGUCAGCGAGGAGCUCAUUUUCUGCGGCUGCACAGACGGGAUCGUCCGCAUCUUCCAGGCCGACAGCCUGCAGUACCUCGCCAACCUGCCCAAGCCCCACUACCUCGGGGUGGAUGUGGCCCAGGGACUGGAGCCCAGCUUCCUCUUCCGCAGGAAGGCUGAAGCAGUUUACCCAGAUACGGUGGCGCUGACCUUUGACCCCACACACCAGUGGCUGUCGUGCGUGUAUAAAGACCACAGCAUCUACAUCUGGGAUGUCAAGGACAUCCACAGCGUGAGCAAGAUGUGGUCAGAACUGUUCCACAGCUCCUACGUCUGGAGCGUCGAGGUGUAUCCCGAGUUUGAAGAUCAGAGGGCUUGUCUGCCAUCAGGAUCUUUUCUGACUUGUUCUUCAGACAACACCAUUCGCUUCUGGAAUAUGGACAGCAGCCCUGAUUCUCACUGGAAGAGAAACAUCUUCAGCAACACGCUCCUGAAGGUGGUGUAUGUGGAGAAUGACAUCCAGCACCUGCAGGAUGUGUCCCACUUCCCAGACCGGGGCAUCGAGAACGGGGCGCCUGUGGAUGUGAAAGCCGGCGUGCGAGUUAUGCAGGUCAGUCCUGAUGGCCAGCACCUGGCUUCAGGCGACCGAAGCGGCAAUCUGAGGAUCCACGAGCUGCACUUCAUGGAUGAGCUGCUCAAGGUGGAGGCGCACGAUGCUGAGGUGCUGUGCCUGGAGUACUCCAAGCCAGAGACCGGGCUGACCUUGCUGGCCUCGGCCAGUCGGGAUCGACUGAUCCAUGUGCUGAACGUGGAGAAGAACUACAACCUGGAGCAGACUCUGGACGACCACUCCUCCUCCAUCACGGCCAUCAAGUUUGCAGGCCACAGGGACAUCCAGAUGAUCAGCUGCGGGGCAGACAAGAGCAUCUACUUCCGCAGCGCCCAGCAGGCCUCGGACGGACUCCACUUUGUCCGCACCCACCACGUAGCCGAGAAGACCACUUUGUAUGACAUGGACAUUGACAUCACCCAGAAGUACGUGGCCGUGGCCUGCCAGGACCGUAAUGUGAGAGUCUACAACACUGUUAACGGGAAGCAGAAGAAAUGCUACAAGGGCUCCCAGGGGGAUGAGGGGUCGCUGUUGAAGGUCCAUGUGGACCCUUCAGGCACCUUCCUGGCCACCAGCUGCUCUGACAAAAGCAUCUCCGUGAUUGACUUUUACUCCGGCGAGUGCGUUGCCAAGAUGUUUGGCCACUCAGAAAUCGUCACCGGCAUGAAGUUCACCUACGACUGUCGCCAUCUCAUCACAGCGUCCGGCGACAGCUGCGUGUUCAUCUGGCACCUGGGCGCAGAGAUCACCAACUGCAUGAAGCAGCACCUGCUGGAGAUAGACCGCCACGAGCAGCAGAGUGGGAAGGACCGCAAGUGGAGCAGCGCCCCCAGGCAGGAGAUAUACACCUCCAUGCCCAGCGAGGUCCAUUCCCUGAGCCCUGGGGAGCCACCUGAGGAUGAUCUGGAGGAGGAAUAUGAAGCCGAGGAGUUGCUGAAGACACCGUCGAAAGAGAGCUUGUAUCCAGAUCCUCGGUGCCUGCUGACCAAUGGCAAGCUGCCCCUGUGGGCCAAGCGGCUGCUAGGAGACGACGACGUGGCCGAUAGCUCAACCUUCCAUACCAAGCGCAGCUACCAGCCCCACGGCCGCUGGGCCGAGCGGGCUGACCAGGAGCCCCUCAAGACUAUCCUGGACGCCCGGGACCUGGACUGCUACUUCACCCCCAUGAAGCCGGAGACCUUGGGGGACUCCGUCCUGGAUACAGUGGAGCCACAGAACCUGGCCGGCCUGCUGGACGAGUCUAAGAGUCCCCAGGAGAAUGGCUGUGAGCAUCCUCCCUUCCUGCCCCUGGAGAGGGAGUGUGAAGCCCGUGAACUGGUCAUCUACUCCCUGGAAGCGGCGGUGACUGUCACAGAGACAGACAGCAAGCGCUGCGGGAAAGAGGCCGAUGGGGAGCCUGCCGACCCACAAGAUGACGCCUAUCUCAGAAUCUCCUCCAUUGGCUCUAAGGGCCAUAGCCCACCUGAGGACUUGGGGGCAUCCAGGACGGACAUGGAGGGCAGCGGUGCCAACAUCAACACCUCCCCUCCUCGGCCUGGCCCAGGCCCCCGCUGUGACGUGAGGCCGCCCCACACAGCAGGACGCCAGGGUAUGGCAGAGGAGCUGCCCCUGCCCGAAGCGCCAGGCCUACCCCACAGCUCCCUGCCCCAGACCCCCGAGCAGGAGAAGUUCCUCCGGCACCACUUUGAGACACUGGCCGACGGCCACCCUGAGGAGCUCUUCCACAGACCCCUGAGAGACGUGAAGGCCUCGGAGGCUGAAGACUUCUUCCUGAAUCCCCGGCUGAGCAUCUCGGCCCAGUUCCUCUCCAGCCUACAGAAGACACGCAGGUUCACCCACACCUUUCCUCCCCGACUGCCCCUGCGCCAGGAGGGCAGCCUACCCGGCACAGCGUUCCUGAGAGCAGGUACUAGCUACACAUCCGCAGAGCAGACUAACGUCCCCCCUGGGGAGGAGACGGAGGGACGCCAAGAGACCCUGGAGGCCUGGCGUCCUCUGACCCUGUGCCCCUUGGGCCUGGAGCCCUGUGUCCCCACCUCAUCAGUGCUGCCCACAGACAAGAAGCCCCUAUCGCCCUCUUCUGUACCCACCCCAGUCCUGGGUCAAGGUGUCUGCGUUCCCUGUACCCACUCCUACCUGGAAGCCACUGCCAACUGCCCUGCGAAGAUGUCGCACAGCCCUUCCCUCCGGGAGCAGACCAGGCCCCUCGGCAGGCCCCCCUCCACAGGGGAGCUGGCAUCCCUGGGCCACGAGCUCCAGGGCCUCACCACUACGGUAGCACCCAGGGCUGAUGGCGAGUGCCAAGAGCACUCCUGGGGCAACCACGAGGCCCGUGCCAGCCUGAGACUGACCCUGUCCUCCAGCAUUUGUGACAGGUUCCGGCUGUCCUCACCUCCACUGGAGACAUCCACCCCACCCUGCGCUGCAGCCCCGGCAGCCAGCGUCCUGCCCCCCAGCCCUGUGAACACGUGUGCCCUCGGGCUUCAAGAUGCCUCCUUUCGCCCCAGAAUCCCUGCCCCUGAGCCCCUCGACCUUCCCCCCCACCCCAGUAGCUCCCAGCUUCCAGAGAGCAGGCCGGGAAUCCCUGGAAACCCUGCCUCCAUUCCGGAGCCUGCCCCCGAGGCGCUCAGCAGCCCUGGACCCUGGGAGGAGGGCGACGUGCCAGUGGGAAGCCAGCCUCCAGCCUCCCUGGAACUGAGCAGUGUGGGGCCCGUCGUGCACAGGCUGCAGACUGCCUUUCAAGAGGCCCUCGACCUCUACCUGGUGGUGGUCUCCAGUGGCCAGGUCAGCCCCGAGCAGCAGCAGGCCCAGACGGCACUGGCGUCCACCUUCCUCUGGAUCCAACAGCAGCUGGAGGCCAGCUGGCUGGGCGGGCCGGAGAUGCCCCCCCCACAGGCCCUGCCCCUGCCCCUGGCCAGCCCAGACUCCGCCUCCCCACCUACACUCUGCCCUCUGGCCAGCCCACAUUUGCAGGCCCUGCUGGAACACUACUCGGAGCUGUUGGUGCAGGCCGUGCGGAGGAGGGCAGGGGCAGGGUUGGACUGACGGCUGGCAGUGCCCUGCCCCCGCAGUCCUGGCCCUGACGAGAUGAUGUAUUUUCCACAAAUAAAUGGACAGCUUAGGGGAA
Molecule: messenger RNA, 4498 nt
Organism: Echinops telfairi (small Madagascar hedgehog)
Lineage: Eukaryota; Metazoa; Chordata; Mammalia; Afrosoricida; Tenrecidae
Gene: WDR62
Product: WD repeat domain 62
Exons: 32
Coding region: 1-4416 (1471 amino acids)
Biological process (GO): regulation of mitotic cell cycle; mitotic spindle organization; neurogenesis
Cellular component (GO): mitotic spindle
Molecular function (GO): protein binding
Source: RefSeq, a predicted model, not a curated record